This is a messenger RNA of Aphanomyces astaci, 443 nucleotides long. RefSeq lists its product as hypothetical. Bases 6 to 443 code for a protein of 145 amino acids. The transcript has a single exon. The record is from RefSeq and is a predicted model, not a curated record. NCBI's taxonomy places the organism in Eukaryota, Oomycota, Saprolegniomycetes, Saprolegniales, Verrucalvaceae.
AAACUAUGAGGGAGAUGCGGGGCGCGGGGGUGGCGCGUUCUGAGCGCCGGAUAGAGCUCGUGCAAUCGGUACUUCAUGCCCAGAUCGUGCAGCAAGGCGUGAACCGGGGUAUGAGUGCCAACGCCGCGACUGCCGAAGCCGGCGGGACCUUGCCUCGAUCUUUGUCAUCAUUUCAACGCGUCAAGUCGUCGUUUCCUUCGUUGGUCGUACCAGAAUUCACCCCAAUCACAACCUUGACCAAUCCCUCCGUCCAGAUGCAACCUUCAUCGCGUGCGACAAUGCCUCAUGACGCCCCCCUUCCAGACCACCUCCACGGUCCCCUAUUUAUGCACCUAAGUCAGAGUUGGAAAGGUCGAGACCUUGUAGCUCCUGAUGAUACGACGGUACCAGCAGUGCGCAUCCUCCCACCCCCUCGUCUCCAUCUACCAUCGAGGAUUGUAUGA